This is a messenger RNA of Darwinula stevensoni, 615 nucleotides long. The record is from the annotation of a GenBank genome assembly. Lineage: Eukaryota; Metazoa; Arthropoda; Ostracoda; Podocopida; Darwinulidae.
AUGGAGUGUUUGAUUGGGAUCCAGUUCAAAGACUAUAUCCUGCUGGCUGCAGAUAUGAAUGUUGCUCAUAGUAUCAUCAUGAUGAAGCAUGAUGAGGAGAAGAUUUACAAGUUGGGCAGCAAGUUAGCAAUGGCUGUCAGUGGUGAACCAGGUGAUACAACCCAGUUUGCUGAGUACAUUGCCAAGAAUCUACAGCUGUACAAGAUGAGAAAUGAAUAUGAGCUGAGCCCUGCAGCUGCAUCAAGCUUCAUCCGGCGUAACAUGGCAGAGUCUUUAAGAAGCCGAACUCCUUAUUAUGUCAACCUCAUGAUUGGAGGCUAUGAUGAUACAAACGGACCAGAGCUUUAUUAUGCUGACUACUUGGCAACACUGGUAAAAGUCCCCUUUGCAGCCCAUGGCUAUGGUGGAUUCUUCAGCAUGUCCGUGAUUGAUCGCUACUACCAAGAAAACAUGAGUGUGGAAGAAGGAUAUGAACUAAUGAAAAAAUGUGUCAAGGAAGUCCAGAAACGCCUCAUUGUCAACAUGCCUAAUUUCCAGGUCAACUGCAUCUCCAAAGAUGGACUCAAGAGCAUGGAGCCCAUAACAGCUGAAAAGCUGGCUGCUGUAACUGUGUGA